Molecule: messenger RNA, 7042 nt
Organism: Corythoichthys intestinalis (scribbled pipefish)
Lineage: Eukaryota; Metazoa; Chordata; Actinopteri; Syngnathiformes; Syngnathidae
Gene: tp53bp1
Product: tumor protein p53 binding protein, 1
Exons: 27
Coding region: 304-5331 (1675 amino acids)
Biological process (GO): DNA damage checkpoint signaling; positive regulation of transcription by RNA polymerase II
Cellular component (GO): nucleus
Molecular function (GO): histone binding
Source: RefSeq, a predicted model, not a curated record
AGUGACGUCACGGUUUUAAGCAAACCAAUGGGCUUCUUCUCAGCUCUUUUUGCCGCGCCGAGCUGUACGGGUUGGUGGGUGUGAGACACUACCGGGCUUCCAGACAUAAUCGACGAUAUUCAACGAAAAUGAUACAAACUGAACCCUGUAUACUUCAUUAGAUCAGUGAAACGGUGGGAUUUUCUAGCUAACUUACAACGGCUGUUUCCAAAGCUAACCAACAACCGACGGCUCGUUCACAGAACACAUGUUUCUUUGUGUAGCCAAGUAGUCUCCCCGUGCUAUCGGCGGCGGCCCGACGUUAUGGAUCCCGGCGGAAGUGAACUGGACUCCAGCAUACCCCAGCCGGAGAACCCGUGUCUCAUCGUGGAGGACUCGCAGCCGGACAGCGUCGCCUUGGAAGACGACCCCGAGAGCAGCUACCGAGCUGUGCUGGCCCGGCGUCUAUCAAACCUUCAGCCGAGCGGCUGUAGCCCUGUCCUGGAGUUGAUAUCGUCACCCCCAGGAAGUAGAGCCUCUCAGACUGAUAGCCAAUCAGAGAACUACCACAGCAACGGUCAGGCUGGUCCUGGCAUUGUUGCCCUGCCCAACCACAGUUCAGAAUGCCAAGAAGAGAGUCAAGAAGAAGAGAGUCAAGUUUUCAUCUUUAAUCCCCCUCUAAACAAACUAAAGGGUAAUUUGCCAAUUGAUUCUGAUUCCACAACACCCUGUGAUCCAGCUGAAGAUGGAAACUCGCAGUUUGGUUUCCUAGCGCUUUCUCAGAGUCAAGAUCUUGUUAUUGAUGAAGUGAACAGUCAGAAGGGAGAUGAGUGUGAAAAGUCCGCAGUAGUAGUUGAGACACACUCCAAAUUAGGUAUUAGCAUCGUAACGUCACAGGAUCUGCUACGCAAAGUAGUCAGAUCUGAGGUGAGCUCCAGCAGCCAGUCAGGUCAAACACUGAAUGUUCAGGUGCUACUGCACUCACAGCGUCUCCAGGACACUGAUGAGGUAGAACAGCGGGACCAUGAAGUAAUUUCAUCUCAGCAGGACAUGUUUGAUACUGACAAGACAGGGGCGACAGUGGACAGUACUGUGUCUGAGCCAGAGCAACAAGGUCGCCCUACCUCAACACCAGCCCACACUCUGCAGCUCCUGCAUCUUUCUGGACAGAGAACAUUAGCGCAACAGAGUUUAUCCCAAAGCUCCGUUGAUUAUGUCGGCCCAACUCCAGACAACUUUCCCAACACUCCUUUGAUUAUCCCUAACUCACCAACUGUAGCAGACAGCCAACAUGGUGCUGAUGAUCCUAUGGAUACCUGCCAGCCUCCAGAAGACCCGGAGAAGGAAAAAGUGCAAAUGGAAACAAAGGCCUCUUCCAAAAUGGCACCUCCCACCUCAAAUCCUGUAUCUCAGAGUUCUCCUGGUUUUGUGUUAGAGAAGCCACUCUCUUUACCCUCACAGCCUGAGUUCUCACACGAUGUGUUUGUCCCAACACUCAGUCAGGAGACUCCACAACCAUCUAAUAACAAGAGCCAGUCCUUGUCUCUCAAGUCUGCUCACCAAGAAUCGCCUGCUGCUUUCUCCUUGCCUUUACAGCUCUCUGUGAACAUAGACAACACCAACUCUGCUCAAGAACUUUCUGAAGAGAUUUUAGAGGAAUCCCAGGAUACACAGAUAGAAGAAUUGGAAGAGCAGCAGCCUAGAGUAGAUACUACUGACAAAGUGUUUCCACGCCCUGAUCAGAGAAGCGAGUGCAACGGCAUUCAAACUAAAUCACAAAGUGCUAACAGUCCCAAACCUUGUAGUCCAAGUCCUUUUUCGAAUGUACCUAACUUGAAUGCAAAAGUCUGUGUGUCUGAUAACAAAGUGGCAAGUCCUAGGAAUGUAUUUUGUUCCCAAUCCAAGCAAGAACCUUCAGAUAUGAAUCCCAACAUUUCUCCGUGUGAGACUCCCUCAGACGUGACGCCAUGCAGUCUGGGCUCGCAGUCAGUGAUCUCCCAUAUGUCUGUCUUGGAGCCUGCAAAGGGUAACAUGAAUGCAAAAGAGAGUGUAAAAAGUCAGUCAAGGCCACUGUCCCAGAACUUUGAAUCCAUUCAUAGUAACACAACCAAAGUAGAAAUUCGUAAAGCUGCAGAAGUUGAAGAAGCAGCCUCAGAGAAAGAGGACGUAGCGAUGGACCAAGAAAGCAAUGUGGAAGGCGGUGUUAAGAGUAUAAAUUUAGUUCUGUCUCAAAGCGAGCUAAUGUCUUCCGGAGAUAAGGAAAAGAUGAUAAGUGCAGAUGGAGAAAAAAAUGUUGUCAGGGUUGCAGAGAGCAAUGGAGACUUGAAAGCUCCUCCUAAAACUAUGUCACAACUGUCAAAAGACCCAAGUUCCUGUUCAAACACUGGCAAUGUUUCUACGUCCACGGAUGGCCAUAAGACAAUGGUGCAAGAAGCAGAGGGACACAAAGAUAAGAGCUUAAGUGAUAGCUCAGGAGAGAUGUCCUUCCAUUUCACACUACCUAAGGAUGGUGAAUUGAUUGGUCCAGUUGUUGGAGUAACACCCCCUCUAAUUAACGAGCUGAAGAGGACGCUCAGACACAGCACUCCCAUCGAGACUUUUGGUGAGAAGUCAGAGGCUGCCGCUAGUUCUGAUGUAGUUAUGGUAGCCAAAGACAACGUUCCAGAAGUUAGGGGGGACGACUCAGCAGAGAUGGGGGACAAUAGGCUGAGUUUGAGAAUGAAGUUAGUGACCCCGGUUGAAGAGGGUAGCUCAGAACACUUCAGUCUGCAGAAACCAGCAAUAUCAGAAGAGGAUGAAUCUGUUGCAAAUGUCACCAAUGUUGCCAAGGCUGAAACCAGUCCGUCAGUGUUCAGUCGUGUCAGGCAAGUGCACAGACAGAAGGAAGCAGAGGAUGAAGAUGGCUGUCUGACUGAAGGCUUAAACAUACCUGUUCGGGGACAGCUGUUCACCUCCCCAUUAAGAAGCUCCCAGACUUCAUCAAUAGAAUGUAACAGCCUACUUAAUAGCCAGUCAGAGCCUUUACAACAGGAAAUGGAAAUGCCACAGAAGGCUCCAAAAGAAAGGCAAGCUGAGCCAACUGAAGAGGGGCAAGCACCAGAGCUGUCUGUUCCACAGCAGAAGGACUCGUCUGAGGAGACAGACAGCACUAUUGCUGCUAGCCCUUCUGACAAGCGGUCGACUCCUCAGAAAACCAGCUAUGCUACACCUAUGCAGUGUUCGCCCACUGGGAAGGGCGAACCAGAGACCCCACCUUUUCGAAGGACCUCUGGCCCCUCCCACCGCAGACACGUGCGCACCAUCCAGGAAGUGCGGACGACCAUCACGCGAAUCAUUACAGAUGUUUAUUAUGAGGAUGGCAAAGAGGUGGAUCGCAAAGUCACCGAGGAGAGCGAGGACCCAGUUGUGGACUGUCAUGUGUUGGACAGUGACAUUUCCCCGUGCCGCACAAUCAGCAGCUCACUGACUUCUGGAGAUCUUGGUGACAUUAGCUCCAUGUCAUCCAAGGCCUCCAGCCUGCAACAAAGUUCUGGAGGAGCGAGUUGCACCAGUGCUGGUCCAUCCAGGCCAGAAUUCAUCAUGCCGCCUAGCCGAAGAAACAAAUCUGUCAGUCCCAAAAAGGGAAGCAAUCAAAAACGGAAGGGUCAUAGGGGUCAAAAGGCAGGGUCAGUGGUCACAAAAGACUGUGGUAACGGUACCCUCAAGUCCGAGGAUUUAGCUCCAAGUACCUCAAGAGGACAGGCUAAACGUGGACGGCCCUCGUCCAGGGCUGGAGGUUCUAGUUCACUUUUGCGGCUCAGCGCUCAAGAUCAACCUAUGUCCUCUUCAGAGGAUGAAACUUACACCCACAUACCGCCCCCACGCGUGCCCGUCAUCCCCACAGAUAAUGAGGUCCCAUGCCACUCCAGCUCCCUCCGGUCAUCCCCAGAGGAAGCGAGCUCUGCUGGAGGUAGCUUUGUGGGACUUCGAGUCGUAGCCAAGUGGUUUUCCAAUGGCUACUUCUACUCUGGCCGCAUAAUCAAGGAUCCCGGAGAGGGGAGAUUCCGGCUGCGAUUUGACGAUGGCUAUGAGUGUGAGGUGGCGGGAAAAGAUAUUCUGCUAUGUGAUCCCAUUCCCUUGGAGACUGAGGUCACUGCUUUAGUGGAAGAUGAAUUUUUCAGCGUAGGUGUCAUCAAGGGUUAUAAAACAGAAGGUCAAGACCUCUUCUAUAGUGUAGAAAGGGAUGGCCAAAGGCAGUGGUAUAACAGGACAUCAGUCAUCCUCUCACUUGAGCAGGGAAACAAACUAAGGGAACACCACAGCCUUGGUCCCUAUGAGCCUUCCACGCUCCUGGCAAAGGCCUCUGACAUCAGCCUAGAUAACUUGGUGGAGGGCAAAAGGCGCCGCAGAGGAGCUUCCACUGGCUUGAGUACUCUUAACCACAGUUCCUCCAGCAGCCCAGGCCCUUCCAAGAGAAGGCUUAGGAGCAUGGAUAAUGAGAGCUCGCCGGCCAAAAGGAGCCGCCGCGUUCCUGCCGCCAAAGCGGCACAGCGGGUCGGUGUUUGCAACACCUCUGGUAGCGGUACGGAUCUUGCCCUCCAGCCGUGCGAUCUGGCAGAGACUCACGGCCCGAUGCCCCAGAAUGCAUCUCUCUUCAUGGGAUUCGCCUUCAUGCUGACGGUCUCGUCAGAGAGUGACCGGCUGAGCAAUAAGAUCACAAGUGACAAUGAGGAAGAGGAUUAUGUGCAGACUGGCCCAUUUAACAAAGUGUACACCGAGUCACAGCUACAGGCGGGUGGAGGCUUUGUCCUGCCGGACUUCAAUGAAGAACAGUGCAAGGCGGCCUACCAAAGUCUUCUCAUCGUCGACCAGCAUUGUCGUACCAGGAAGUACUUGCUGUGCUUGGCCAGCGGCGUGCCAUGUGUCUCGCAUCUCUGGGUGCGAGACUGUUGCAAAGACAACAAACUGCUCAACUACAGGAACUAUCUACUUCCUGCCGGUUUGGGACCAGACGAUGCCAUUGUGGAAUGGCACCCCCACUGCAGUCCUUUUAAGGACUUGCAUUUUUUCCUGGUGUUUGAGACGCCAAUGGAGCUUUGGGCCCAGCUCGCCACCUUGGGUGGCGCUUCUUCCGUCCGACAUUUUCACGCUGACAAGGAAAGCUCCGAUGUCCCAGCAGGCAAGUAUGAUGUUGUAGUCUCAGACCAUUCAUGCCCGCCACUGAUCGAGAAAAACGUGGCAUCACUUGAACUCCCGCUGGUGUCUCCUGAGUGGCUCAUCCAGAGUGUCAUCUGUGGGGAACGCCUCGGUUUCCAGAGCAAGCCUGAGUAUCGCCACAACUAUUAUUCCUUGACUUUGUCCUCCUCAUCAUAAUAGGCCAGAUGUGCGCAAACUGCCUUCAACACUGUUCAUGAUUCAGCAUUUGUUCUGUUGCAUGCGUUUACUGUAUAUAACUUCAUUCUGUGUUUUUACGGAAGAAUUGUGAUUGUUUCACUUUAAAGGAUUGUUUUAUUUUUGACAACUUCAUUCUGUUUUUAUGGAAGAAUAAAUCGUGAUUCCUGUUUCACUUUAAAGGAUUGUUUUAUUUUUGACACAAAAAUGUUAAACGCAACAAGGUUUUGAUAUAUUUAUAUUUUAUACAAAAAAUCUACUCUAGUCUAGAAAGGUUUGAGCAAACUGACUGCCAAAGUUACCCUAAUGAACUAAGGCAGUGGUGUCCAAACUAUUCCACAUAGGGCCGCAGUGGAUGCUGGAUUUCAUUCCUACAAAACAAGAUGACAUCUUUUCACCAAUCUGGUGUCGCACAAGUGUAAUCAGUUGAUUACAGUCAGGUGCUGCUUGUUUUAGCACAAACUUCAUUGGUUAAACUCUGUGCUCGAUUGGUAGGAUCAAAAACCAGGACCCACAGCGGCUCUUGCGGACAGGUUUGGACACCCAUGAACUAAGGGAAUGACUGAGCCAUACAUAAGGUGGAGCAUGGCAGCCCCAUCAAAAAUAGAAGUUGGCCUAGGUGCAAAGGUUUCCCCUAUGAAACCGCUAAUUACCUUAAUACUUACACAAAACCCUUACACAUCUAAAAUUGAAGUGUGUGUGUGAUACGCAUAAGGUGACAAAGUUAAUAAUUUAUUUUAAACUUACACAUUUAAUAUUGUUAAAAUUUAGUGCUGCAACGAUUAACUCGAGUACGGUAUUUUUCUGACUUUAAGUCGCACCUGAGUAGAAGUCGCGUUUUGGGGGAAAUUUGCUUGAUAAAAUCCAAAACGCGAACGUGGUCGGUAUAUUAAUUAAUGUAACAUAGCUAUUAAGUUAUUCAGAUAACUAUAGCAUAAAAAACAUGUGAACAAGUUUACCAAACCAUCAGUGUCACUCCAAAACACCAAAACAACGUUAAAUGAUAUGUGUGAAAUUAUUAACACAUUUUUAUAAGUCGCUCCUGAGUCACACCCAAGGUCAAACUAUGGAGAAGAAAAAAAAAAAAUGGGACUUAUAGUCCGAAAAACACGGUAAUUCGAUUACAGAAAAGCUUCAAAUCAAGUUUUGCAGCUUCGGGCUAUUUAUUUUUAUUGAUUUGGGUGGAUACACUGCCCUCUAGUUGCAACAGUGAAUAUGACAUUAAAUAUGACUGAAUCCAGCUGCUCCCUGUUAAGACCUUUUUUUUUUUUUUUUUUUUUUUAAUGGAUUCAUAAUUUGGUUUGUAGGUAUAUUUAGCUGAUUUUGUAGGAACAGGUGUUUAAAUUAAACGAUUUGUUAAGGGGAUUGUAAAAUUUUAAAAAAUCGUUUUAUAGCAUUUAAGCUAGCGGACCUUUGCUAUGGAAGUUAGCCAAUUGUUCUUUUGUUGUACUUAGAGCCUCAUUUAUUUAAUUUUUAAGACCAUUUGAGGCUAAGCUCCGGUAUUUUUAUUUUUUAAAUGAAAGUGCAAUUCUGCAUAGUUUUAAGAAACACUCGGAAAUUUUGUGUUCCGAUUCAAUGCUCUUUUGAAAGUGCAAUCUUUGCAAGCCAUUGUUUUACAUCUAGUUGAUACAUGAAUCGACUACUAAAAAAUUCGAUAGCUGCAGCCCUAAUUGUAGCACUGUUUAAUAUUGUA